Melitaea cinxia (Glanville fritillary) is the source of this 909-nucleotide messenger RNA. RefSeq lists its product as uncharacterized. The coding region runs from base 1 to 909 and encodes 302 amino acids. The record is from RefSeq and is a predicted model, not a curated record. NCBI's taxonomy places the organism in Eukaryota, Metazoa, Arthropoda, Insecta, Lepidoptera, Nymphalidae. The transcript has a single exon.
AUGGAAAGAAAAAAGGAACGUAGCGGUGCCGUAAAGCGGAAACAACGUCAGGAAAGGGAAGAAAGUAUAAAAAAAUUGACCAAGCUAGACAGCUUUUUUACGAAACCGCUUUCUGCUACAGUUCCUUCAACAGCCGAAACAUCGGUCAAAAGUGACAAGUGUUCAUUUAUUGAUAGCGUGGACACAGCUGUGUUAAUUAAUAAAGCGACUCGAGUAGAUCAGGAUCCAAUAACUACCAUCAAUGCCACUGCUGAAAAUGACUACCUCAACGCUUCCGUGCAACCUACAGUAGAGGAAUCAUCAAUUUCUACAUCUUCAAAAGUUCUUGAAAUUUCAAAUGACUUGGGAAAGUACAUAAACAAGAAAUUGAACGAUAACGAAAAACGGCUGAUUCUUGACAAGGGACCUUUGAAACCUCCGGGACCUUUUCCGAAGGACCCCCACCAAGACAACAGGAGCUUUUCAGAAACGUAUUACGUUUCUACGUCACAAUACGGUCCAGUUGAUCGUUUUUGGAUAUGCUACUCGAAAAUGCUGGAUGCUGCCUACUGCCAACCGUGUUGGUUGUUUGCUUCGCAAAUAAAUGCUUGGUGCACAGGCAUUCGGGACUGGAGGCAUUUAUCAGACAGAGUUAAGCAACAUGGUUCCUCGAAAGCACACACGGAGGCGUGCGCUGUAUAUGAAGCGUGGCAAAAAAGUUCUACCAUCGACAGAGAACUUGAAGAUGAAAUUCGCAAAGAAGCAUCAUUUUGGAGACAAGUUCUUCGGAGAUUAUUCGAUAUCAUAAUUACUCUUGCGAAGAGUUCUUUGGCUUUGAGAGGACAUCGAGAGGAUCUGAGUGAAAGAGGAAACCACGGAAAUUUUCUCUCAAUUGUCCAACUCGUUGCUAGAAAUUAUCUCGUUUACUGA